Molecule: messenger RNA, 860 nt
Organism: Bactrocera latifrons
Lineage: Eukaryota; Metazoa; Arthropoda; Insecta; Diptera; Tephritidae
Product: FERM domain-containing protein 5-like
Exons: 6
Coding region: 1-849 (282 amino acids)
Cellular component (GO): cytoskeleton
Molecular function (GO): cytoskeletal protein binding
Source: RefSeq, a predicted model, not a curated record
AUGUCAGCAAUGCGUAAAGACUUCUCAGAGCGAGCACUUGUCGAAAACUGUGGUUUGAGCUUAUUUAUGAGUACAUUCUCAAAGCGUUUAGAUAAAGCUGGCAGCAGCGAGAUUGGUCUACAUGAUGACACUCACAAAGGAAGUUAUCUAAUGGACCGACUGUGCCAACGGUUGGAGAUAAAGGAAAAGGAUUACUUUGGGCUGCGUUUUGUGGAUAAUGCCAGACAAAGACAAUGGUUGGAUUUAGGAAAACUAAUAAUAAAGCAAUGUAAAGAUAUACAUCAUUUAAUAUUCUCAUUUCGAGUAAAAUUUUAUCCAGCCGAUCCGUUUCAUUUGAGUUUAAAUGUAAGAGUUUUGUUGUAUAAACAAUUGAAGCGUGAUCUUAACCACGGGCGUAUUUAUUGUUCUAGUAAUGAGAUAGUAACUUUGGGAGCUCUAAUUGUACAAGAGCAAUUUUCAGACUACAAUGAAAAUAUACACACUGGUGACUACUUAUCAAACCUCCGGCUAUCUGCUCGACAAACAGAUGCAAUUGAAAAAAAAAUUAUUAAGAAGCACAGAGAACGAAYACCUGGACAAGAUCCCAUCAUUGUAAUAGAUGAGUUCUUAAGAAUAACUCGCAAUUUGGAAACGUAUGGUACAGAACCUCAUUAUGUAAAAGAUCAUCAGGGGGUCCAAAUGUAUAUUGGAAUAAAUUUUUCUGGAAUAAGUGCAUUUAUUUCUGGAAAACGUACUCAACAUUUCCUCUGGAACGAGAUACGAAAAUUAAAUUUUGAAGGAAAAAUGUUUAUAGCACAUUUAUCCUAUAUGGACACAAGUAGAGAAGUUUUAAUAGUUUGGUUCACCUAACAGUUGCUUGU